Nannospalax galili (Upper Galilee mountains blind mole rat) is the source of this 1207-nucleotide messenger RNA. Its product is annotated as doublesex- and mab-3-related transcription factor C1-like. The record is from RefSeq and is a predicted model, not a curated record. The transcript is spliced from 8 exons. The coding region runs from base 115 to 792 and encodes 225 amino acids. NCBI's taxonomy places the organism in Eukaryota, Metazoa, Chordata, Mammalia, Rodentia, Spalacidae.
CGCUCGGGCCCGCCGCCGAAUGCCCGUGGACGCGCAUCUCCUCCCCGAGUUCCUGCUUCCCGGGCCAGCCAAAGCCGCAGCAGCCUGAAUGCACAUCUGAUCGCUGAACAGAAAAUGCAGAGGCCUUCGGGCAGACGGGAACCACAUAAACUCUUGCCUGCUGUGAGAGCCUCAAGGAAGGAGCAAGGCACACAGGUAAAGAGGCACCUGACUCAAGGACAAAGAAAGACUAUGGCUGCUGCUCCCAAAUCCCAUGCACAUGUCAAGAAGUUGGCUGUGGAAGAAGGAGUCUUCACUGGGAAGAACGCUGUGCACCAGCUCCAGGCACAGACAGAUCCAAUAACCCAGGAGGAAAACUUGCAGGGGACUGUGCUGCUAAGCCAGCCCCCAGAGCCAUCACCUGUGCCCUAUACUCCAGAGACCAUAGGGCAGCAUUUGGCUGUUCCCUUUUCUGGGGAGCCCCAUGAGCCCUCUGCCAUGUCGAACAUAUGCUCAAACCUGAUUCUUCAGCCCUGUGCUACCACUGAUCCUAUUCUACUGCAGCCACAGGACCCCAGUGCCUCUAAUCAGGCUUCAGCUUCUGCCACCUUAGAGUGGCAGGAGAUGCUGGAGGCUGCUGAAGCUCUGCUGGCUCUGAAAAAUUCUUCUCAGGCCCGGCUCCAGUCUCGUGGCAUGCCAGGUCCUUCUGGAGAGAGGGGACUGCAACUGGCCAGCCCCUCUAUGCCACCAAGGUCUGCCAGCUCUGGUUCGCUGCCUACUGGACAUCUGGAUUGCAUGUCCCUUUUGACCUAAGAGCCCAGAUUGGGAGGCCUCGCUAGAGCACUGCCUGUUUGAGUCUUGUUUCUGAACUUGCAAAAUGGCUCCUGUCCAAAGUGCUUAAUGUGUUUUUUAAGCAUUCAGGUAUUUUAUAAGCUUUCAGAUCCUUUUUAUGGUGUAGGGCAAUUACUUGGCUUUCCUAUGUUCUUUACCUCCAUCCCUAAUUUCUUUGGAAGCUGGGGCUUUUUAUGUGUCUUAUAAAAAUGCUUUGUGCAAUCUAAUUUGAUCAGUCAAUCAAUGGGGUUCUGAGUGGUAUCAAAUGCCAGUGUUUUCCUUUGUGUGCGAUUGUACACAUACCUGUGCACUACUUUACUGAUUCACGCGUGUGGAAAUAUGAGGAUUUUCACACUGCAUCUAGGUUUGUGUGUUACCAAAAAUAAAUACUUUUUUG